Onychomys torridus (southern grasshopper mouse) is the source of this 1635-nucleotide messenger RNA. It is a transcript of the gene Mrgbp, whose product is annotated as MRG domain binding protein. Bases 189 to 803 code for a protein of 204 amino acids. The record is from RefSeq and is a predicted model, not a curated record. NCBI's taxonomy places the organism in Eukaryota, Metazoa, Chordata, Mammalia, Rodentia, Cricetidae. Gene Ontology annotation, cellular component: nucleus; NuA4 histone acetyltransferase complex. Gene Ontology annotation, biological process: regulation of transcription by RNA polymerase II. The transcript has 5 exons.
GAGGCAGGGAAAGGGUUGACCACCAGGGGGCGCUGCCAGCACCGGAAGCCAGUCUCUGUUGCGCCUGCGCGGACGCGAGGAAGCCGCGUUCCCGAGCCCAGCGAGUACGCGCGCUCCUCGCCGAUUGCGCCUGCGCGGAGCCUGCCGCUACCCUUCUCUUGCCGGGCGCUAGUCGCUCGCCGGCGGCCAUGGGGGAGGCCGAGGUGGGCGGCACGGGCGCCCCAGGCGACAAGGGCCCAGGCGAGGCAGCGCCGAGCCCUGCUGAGGAAACGGUAGUGUGGAGCCCUGAGGUGGAGGUGUGCCUCUUCCACGCCAUGCUGGGCCACAAGCCUGUCGGGGUGAAUCGACACUUCCAUAUGAUUUGUAUUCGAGACAAGUUCAGCCAGAAUAUUGGGCGCCAGGUCCCAUCCAAGGUCAUCUGGGACCAUCUGAGCACUAUGUAUGACAUGCAGGCACUGCACGAGUCUGAGAUUCUGCCAUUCCCAAAUCCAGAGAGGAACUUUGUCCUUCCAGAUGAGAUCAUUCAGGAGGUCCGAGAAGGAAAAGUGGUCAUUGAAGAGGAAAUGAAGGAGGAGAUGAAGGAGGAUGUGGACCCCCACAAUGGGGCUGAUGACGUUUUUUCAUCUUCAGGGAGCUUGGGGAAAGCAUUAGAAAAAUCCAGCAAAGACAAAGAGAAGAACUCCUCAGACUUGGGGUGCAAAGAAGGGGCAGACAAGAGGAAGCGCAGCCGGGUCACUGACAAGGUCCUGACUGCCAACAGCAAUCCCUCCAGCCCCAGUGCUGCCAAGAGGCGCCGAACAUAGACACCUCAGCCCCAGUGGCCACAAAGAUGCUCCAAUGCUGCAAGCCCUCACUGCCUGUUCUCAGGUUCCUGGGUGAAUGUGACUAUCCAGCAGAGAUGCUAAUGGGGGCUUCUCCUGUGUCAUCAGACCAUCAGAGCACCUGAUUGGUCUAAAAAAUCAGCAUCCACUCUGCUUGGAUGGUGAAGCCUCUGAGCCAGCCUCUUGCUUUCUCCUGGUUGGUUCCCUGUAUGCCCAUAGUGUGUGGAGAGGAGCAGGUGCAUGGGACCAGAGGACCGAGAGUCAGCAAGCAAUAAGACGCCACCCUCACUGUCCUCUGAAGGAGGGAGCCGCUCAUCUUCCCUGGGUGCCCACUCUUUGCAUCUGCUUGUCCUGUGAAGCUCCAGUGUGCACUGGCAUCAGGAAAGGUGUCUUUGGAGUUCACACAGCAUAAACUGUGCACAAAAGGCCUCCCCAACUGGGAAACGGAACUGGAUAUUUUGCCUCAUUCACUUGUACUGUAACAAUGUAUAUAAUUUGGUUGGUAUUUCACUAUUUAAUUUUUAAGAAGCCUAUUUUACUAGUGUUUUGUAUGAAGAAAAAUACUGCAGAAGUUAAACCUGUGAUGUGUUUUUUCUGAGAUGUUUUGUUUUAAGGUAACUACUGAGAUACCUCUGGCUUUGUUUUUAUAUGCCAGAUACAGAGAAUUUUUAGCGGUUAUUUUUGUAAUUUUAAUAACUUGGAAGAGACCAAUUAAGGAUGUGGAAUAAAGGCAGAGCUGUCAGGCUGAAGAGCUACUGGCCUGAUGGUGGAAGUACACUUUCAUUUGCAGAACAUUAAAGCAUUUAAAAAAUCA